Molecule: messenger RNA, 2668 nt
Organism: Ctenopharyngodon idella (grass carp)
Lineage: Eukaryota; Metazoa; Chordata; Actinopteri; Cypriniformes; Xenocyprididae
Product: rano class II histocompatibility antigen, A beta chain-like
Exons: 5
Coding region: 12-767 (251 amino acids)
Biological process (GO): peptide antigen assembly with MHC class II protein complex; positive regulation of T cell activation; immune response
Cellular component (GO): MHC class II protein complex; membrane
Molecular function (GO): MHC class II protein complex binding
Source: RefSeq, a predicted model, not a curated record
UGCAAGUGAAAAUGUCAUUGCUAAAUCACUUGAGUUGUCAUCUCAUUUUGAUACUUUCUUUAUUGACUGGAGCAGAUAGUGCUGAUGACUAUUACAUGAGACGGUCAAGAUGCAUCUACAGCUCUCCUGAUUACAGUGACAUGGCGUAUAUUGACAGCUUUUACUUAAAUAAAUUUAUAUUCACACAGUUCAACAGUACUUUGAAUAAGUUUGUGGGGUUUAGUGAAAUUGGAAUGGGAAUUGCUGAGCAAUGGAACAAUAACUCCUUUGUGCUAACAGAGAGAAAUGGUGUUAAUUUAUGCAAAAUCAUUAUUAAGUCUGAGGACAAACCUGAACAUGUUAAAGUAGUGAAACCGGAGGUUAAGCUCAGUUCAGUGACACGGGCUGGUGGCAGACAUCCAGCAGUGUUGAUGUGUAGUGCAUAUGAAUUUUAUCCUCCACACAUCAAAGUGUCCUGGCUAAGAGAUGAUAAACUGAUGACCUCUGAAGUGACCUCAACAAUGGAGCUGGCUGAUGGAGACUGGUUCUACCAGAUCCACUCUGAGCUGGAGUACACCCCCAAAUCUGGAGAGAAGAUCUCCUGUAUGGUUGAGCAUGCCAGCUUCAAUAAACCCAUAAUUUAUGACUGGGAUCCAUCUCUCACUGAGUCUGAGAGGAAUAAAAUCGCUGUUGGAGCUUCUUGUCUGGUGCUGGGAAUGAUCAUAGCAGCUGCUGGACUCAUUUACUACAAGAAGAAAUUAGCAGGAAGGAUCCUAGUACCUCAUUAAUGAUGAUAGAUUUCUCACUAAACUUUGAUAGCUCACUUGUCAAACUCAGUCACUUGAUCAAUAAAUAUACAUAUUUUAGGUCUUCAUUAUGACUAAGGGGACUAAUAAUGAAUAACGGACUAUGUGUGACAUUAGCUUUGUGACAUGAUCAUGACUUACUAGUACACGGUUAUGUAUGUGGGUCCUGGGGACCCACCGCUCUGCACAUUUUCUAUGUCUCUCUUAUCUGACACACUCAGGGUAUGUUUACACGACAACAAUGUAGUAAAAACGGAAAAGUUUUUCCUUUGCCUUUUUGAACAACGUUGAUCCAUGAAAAUAAUUUAAAAUGCUGUUAUGCAUGCCAGACCAGUGGUUAGCAAUGUCACUUUGAAAAAACAAACAAACAAAAAACACUACGUUCCUGUGCACAUAUGCAUUCUUCUACAGAGCAGUGAAUACAAACAAUCAAGAUGCAUGCACAUGACGUCACCAUUUUCACGUCUUUGUAGAUUAGAUUGAAAACCAUUGAUCCAGUUUACUAAACGCCACUUAAAACGAGUGUUCACAAGAUUUAAAGAUACAAACAUUUUAGAGACAGUAAAACAGAUGUUUUAUUCAUUACUGUGUACAGAAUUUUCAAAACUCAAAUAUGUUGUUUCAAUCCAACCCAAGUAGAUCUGAGAAAGCAGUGGCUGGUAAACAAACAAGAUUAUUUCAUCACAGGGAGUCAGUGAUCUAAACCAGUCAACGAAAUGCUGCAGUGUGUGUGAGACCUGAUAAAUAAGUCAGGGAGAACCUUUUUUUAUUUAGCAUUAAAUGAUGGAAUAAUGACUGGAAUAAGCACCAACGCAUACAAGCAAAUAUAUUUUUAGCAGUCAAAUUCAUUUAUAAAUGAAAACUCAACAUGAAAACAAGAAUGUAAUAUAUUCAGUAUUUUAAAAACACUGUUAAUGAAACGACCAUCACUGGACUGCUGCAAGUUCUAAUUUUUAUUUAUAAUUCAGAAUCCAUAUUCGGAAAGAACUAUUAUAUAUGUACAUGAAAAAUUGAGCAGGUUCGAAAAUUAAAAUAAUGUUAAUGCAGAGAACAUUAUUCAAUGUUUUAAACAACUGACAACUGUAAAAAAGUCUGUCCGUAUGUAGGUGCGCUGAACACUGUACUGGAAACACCUGAGGCGUAAGUAGAACAUGGAAGUAGUUGUGCAAGUACUCCAUUUAUCCUUUGACACAGCUAUCAUAUACAAACCUAACUUCCAAUCCUUUAACUGAUGCUUGAUUUCUAAAAUGUAAAAUAAGAAAAAUAACAAUGAUAGGAAAUUGGAAUAUAGCACAAAAUCUGAUACUUUUUUUCUGUUAAGCAUUAUACGAAUAUAAGAUCAUAUUUGAGUAGCUAUAAGAUCUCAUUCAUCAUUGACAAUGAUGUAAAUGAUACUUGAUAUAUUGUUCUUGCUAAGUUCAUCUUUUGUAUUUGUACACAAUAAUGUACUGUUCGCUUUGAUUCUGAAUUGAAAGACACUACUACAAAGGUACACAUGCACAAUUACAGUUUGUUCAGUGUUGUUUAUUGUAUUAAGGUAUUACAUUAUGUUGUUGUAAUUGUUUAUGCAGUGUGUUUGCUUGUGAUUUGACCAAACCGAAAGGAUUGUUAUGAAGCUUUUUUUUUCCGGUUAUUAUUUCCAAGUGAAUGGAAGACCCCAAUAUAACAAUGUCUAUUCAAAUAUUUUGUUGACCAAUCUGUCAAGUAUUAUCUCAGGAGGAUGAGUGAGUUGUUGUGUUGAUGUGUUAUGUGAAUUGUACCAUAUUGUUUGGAUGGCUUUGUUGUAGCUGCUGUCUUUGAAUGAAAUCACUUCUCAAAGUCUUGUGAUUUUUGAUGCCAGAAUUAGACUUUAUUCUUCAAAGAAAUAAAGCCAAUCAAGCAUC